UUAAUUAAUUGUGAUGGCUCUCAAGUACCUUGCCUUGACCAUUGCCAUUUUGGCUGUGGUGACUCCAAUAAGCCAUGCAUAUAAUCCUAGUCCUUUGCAAGAUUUUUGUGUUGCUUUUAAUGACUCCAUGGCUGCUGUUUUCGUGAAUGGAAAGUUUUGCAAGGAUCCAAAGAAUGUCACUGCUGAUGACUUCUUUAGACCAAGUCUAAAUAUACCUGGAAGUAUUUCAAAUCUACUUGGAUCUGCUGUAACAGCGGUGAACGUCAAUAACUUACCUAGACUCAACACUCUGGGCAUGUCAUUAUCUCGUAUUGAUUACGCCCCAUAUGGUCUCAACCCACCUCAUACUCACCCCCAAGCAAUUGAGUUUCUUGUUGUCCUUGAGGGCACGCUCUAUGUUCGCUUUGUCCUUUCAAACCCAGGGCCAAAUAUGAAGAAUAAACUAUUUACCAAGAUUUUACAUCUUUGGAGAUGUGUUUAUUUUCGACUCAGAACUUAA
Messenger RNA from Lycium ferocissimum, 499 nucleotides. Its product is annotated as germin-like protein subfamily 1 member 20. Gene Ontology annotation, molecular function: manganese ion binding. Bases 14 to 499 code for a protein of 161 amino acids. The transcript has 2 exons. Lineage: Eukaryota; Viridiplantae; Streptophyta; Magnoliopsida; Solanales; Solanaceae. Gene Ontology annotation, cellular component: cell wall. The record is from RefSeq and is a predicted model, not a curated record.